CAUACGCCAUAUUAUUUCAACUUACACGAGUGCUUCUUUUUCUUUUUCUUUUUUUUCCUUCAUCAUUCCCUUUAUAAACACUUAUAUUUUACCUCUCCCUUUUCUCUCCUUCUUCAUCCAACUCUCUCUAAUUUCUCUCUUCCUCUUUUUUGGUUCUAUAAUAUGAACCUUCAUUGCUUCAAUCAUGCCCUUCAAACUCAUCCUAUGCUUCAAAAUGUUGCCUUGAUGCCCCCCCCUCCUCCUCCUCCGCCAUCGAGCGACGAUCAUCCCUUCCCGACGUCGUGGGAGAUUGGUAAAGGGGAUCAUCAAAAUCCAGAGAAAGAAGAAGGAGAUGAUAACGACGACGAUGGAAACGUCCUUGUUACUUAUCAUGGUGGUGGUGGUCCCAAAAAUAACGGUGGUCGCCGUCACAUGAAGCUUUGUGCUAGAGGUCAUUGGAGACCCGCGGAAGAUACUAAGCUUAAAGAACUCGUCGCUCAGUAUGGCCCCCAAAAUUGGAACCUGAUUGCUGAGAAUCUCCCUGGCAGAUCAGGGAAAAGUUGUAGAUUGAGAUGGUUUAAUCAAUUGGAUCCAAAGAUAAACAGGAAGGCAUUCAAUGAAGAAGAAGAAGAGAGACUUUUAACAGCACAUAGAUUAUAUGGAAACAAAUGGGCCAUGAUUGCUCGUUUGUUUCCUGGUAGAACUGAUAAUGCUGUAAAGAAUCAUUGGCACGUGAUUAUGGCUAGAAAACAUAGACAAUACUCCAAUCUUUACCGAAGAUCCACAAGAAAACCUCCUCCUCUUCCUCCUCCUCGUCAUAAUGUCGACGAAAAGCUCGACAUUAAAACCGUUCCAAAAAAUAACGUGUCCAGUGAAUCCACCAUCUCUAGUACGAUAGAUGAGCCGGCCGCUUCCGCUUCCGCCUCCGCAUCCACCGCCACCGCCACCCAUCUUUCUCUCUCCAACGCAUCCUCUCUUUACUUCUCCUCGGCUUUCGGUCUCCACCUCACUCCCAGAUGGUGUAGCAGGAAAGGAGUGACAGGGGGCAGCACGGGGAGGCUUCGGUAUCGGGCGGAUCAAUCGGGGAACUCGGAGUCGAACUCGGCCGAGUCAGUGAUCUCAACAAACCUAUGCUUAGCAUCAGGCUGGGAAAAUAGUAACAAUGGGAAUGGGCAACAUAAUAUGAAAAUGCAGUUCAUUGAUUUCCUUGGAGUUGGAGCUUCUUAAAAUAAAAACCAUCAAUUUACUAUAAUCUCCCUGCUCCUCAAACAUUCACAACAAACCCUUUUUUUUUUCUCUCCCUAUCUUUCCUUUAUAAAAAGCAGAGUUGUCUAAAUGUAAACAAAAACAAACCCCAUUUUUUUCUCUCUCUAUAAUGUGUACAGUGAGUAAUGGAGGAGAGAGAGAGAGAAAAGAAAAACUCAGAAAGAACAGUGGUUUUUUAUAUUUUUUUUGUUUGGGGUCAGAAAAACUAGGUGGAAAGAAAGGACUUGUCAAAGGGAGAAGCUGUUGGUGGUGGGGGUGUGUUUGUAUUCUACUGCUGAGAGGCAAAUGCCAAAAAGAUAUUAAGGGAAAAAAAUUAAGAAUUUUGGAGUUUUUUCUGGUGGGGUCAUUGGAAAAAAAAUAUUUUUUUCAUUCCUAAAUUUUCCUGAUAAUAACAAU
This is a messenger RNA of Benincasa hispida (wax gourd), 1641 nucleotides long. RefSeq lists its product as uncharacterized. Gene Ontology annotation, molecular function: DNA-binding transcription factor activity, RNA polymerase II-specific; RNA polymerase II cis-regulatory region sequence-specific DNA binding. NCBI's taxonomy places the organism in Eukaryota, Viridiplantae, Streptophyta, Magnoliopsida, Cucurbitales, Cucurbitaceae. The record is from RefSeq and is a predicted model, not a curated record. Gene Ontology annotation, cellular component: nucleus. Gene Ontology annotation, biological process: regulation of DNA-templated transcription.